UAUCGUGAAUACAAAUAAAUUUGAAAAUGUUACGACAGCGGAUCAGAAAAGUUGUUUCUUUAAAGACAGUCCGGGAACUGGAUGCAUUUCCAAAAGUCCCAGAGUCUUACGUGGAAGCUAGUCCUAUUGGAGGAACCGUAUCGGUUUUCUGUUGGCUUGCCAUCAUUUGGUUGGUGUAUUCAGAAACCAAAUAUUGGUUGGAUACGAAGUUUCUCUUCAAAUUUACACCUGACACUGACUUUGAUGCAAAACUGAAAAUAAAUAUUGAUUUGACCGUAGCAACACCAUGCAAUUAUAUUGGUGCUGAUAUAGUAGACUCUACCAAUCAGAACAUUUUCAAAUUUGGGAAUUUGGAACAAGAGGACACAUGGUGGGAGCUCAACAGGGAACAGCGCACACAUUUUGAUACCAUGCGCUCCCUAAAUUCUUACCUUAGGGAAGAAUUCCAUGCUCUUCAGAUUCUGUUGUGGAAGUCUGGGCAGGCUGCAAUGUUUGGAACAUUGCCAGCUCGCAGAAAGGACAAGCCUAAAUGGCCAACAGAUGCCUGUCGCAUUUAUGGAAGUCUAACUUUAAAUAAAGUCUCUGGGAACUUCCAUGUAAGUGCAGGCAAACCUUUGGCUUUACCCGUUGGUCAUGUACACUUGACACCAUUUGUAGCAGAAAGAGCUAUGAACUUUUCUCAUAGAAUUCACAAGUUCUCAUUUGGUGAUCCAUCUCCUGGGAUAAUUCAUCCAAUGGAGGGUGAUGAAAAAAUCACAGAUAAAUCCUCCAUGUUAUAUCAGUAUUUUAUUCAAGUAGUUCCUACAGAUGUUGAUACAUUCUUCAGCAAAAUGCAGACUUACCAGUAUUCGGUCAAGGACCAUGACAGACCUAUUGAUCACCGAAAUGGAUCUCAUGGAGUUGCUGGCUUAUUCUUUAAGUAUGACAUGAGUGCAUUAAAGGUCCAUGUCAUACAAGAAAGAGAUUCUAUUGGUCAGUUUCUGACUCGUCUGUCUUCCAUGAUCUGUGGUCUUUAUGUCUGUUCAGGAUUCUUGAACAACUUGGUCCUGUAUGUGAUUGGUUUAUUCACCGGCACCAAAUCAAUUUCACUGUCAUCAGCAGGACCCAGUCCCCCUCCGUCAUUAGCACCAAAGGUCCAAAAUAAUGUUCUUAUGUCAGCAUCAGUUGUCACUGAUGUUCCUGUAUCACUACCUUUAAGAUCUAGUGAUCAGAACAGCUAACACACGACUGAUCUCUCUGUUUUGUGGGAAGUAAUAGGUGUGAACCAUUUUAGAAAUGUAUAUUUACUGGGUAUGAUCUUAUGUUUCUUGACGUGGCAAUGUCAUUGUAUGAUGAUGUGUUUGUGUAUGGGGCCAUUUGUUGUCUUGUCUAAUGGUUUUAUAAAAUUUUAGCCAACGUGAAUUGUUUGAUCAGUACAUAUUCAGGAUACUAUCACAUUCACUUGCGAUUCAUCAAUUUCAUGCCUGUGCUCAUUCUGCAGUCUGGCUGUUAAUUUCUUUUUUUUUAAAUGUCUAUUGGGAGGUCUUUUUUGGCUUCUAAUUUUAACUGUGUAGAUGGCUGCUCACAGUACAGUCCAUGUAGCAUGUUUUGACAGAUCUGUUGAUAUUGGGGAAAUCCAAUCAAUGACAUUUUGUAUGACUGUGAUGAUGUAAAAUAUUGUAGUCUUUACCACUGCAUGUGGCUAAUAAAGGGAUGUGACUCCAUCAUUUGUAUGUCAA
This is a messenger RNA of Thrips palmi, 1718 nucleotides long. RefSeq names its product endoplasmic reticulum-Golgi intermediate compartment protein 2. The record is from RefSeq and is a predicted model, not a curated record. The transcript is spliced from 7 exons. The coding region runs from base 27 to 1220 and encodes 397 amino acids. Gene Ontology annotation, cellular component: COPII-coated ER to Golgi transport vesicle; endoplasmic reticulum; membrane. Gene Ontology annotation, biological process: retrograde vesicle-mediated transport, Golgi to endoplasmic reticulum; endoplasmic reticulum to Golgi vesicle-mediated transport. NCBI's taxonomy places the organism in Eukaryota, Metazoa, Arthropoda, Insecta, Thysanoptera, Thripidae.